Messenger RNA from Camelina sativa (false flax), 509 nucleotides. RefSeq lists its product as uncharacterized. NCBI's taxonomy places the organism in Eukaryota, Viridiplantae, Streptophyta, Magnoliopsida, Brassicales, Brassicaceae. The record is from RefSeq and is a predicted model, not a curated record.
UGAGAUUCAAGAUUCCAUUAUUCCUUCAACAUUCAAAUAUGGUUUCCGUAAAAUGAAAAAGUCUUCUCGAUGGUUUCCUUCAAAUCUUAUUAUUUUUUUAAAUUUAAAAUCCCCUAUAAAUACAUAGGUCUCGAUCGGAUCAUCUCCAACAUCUAACAAUUCACCUAGGAAACACAAGCACUCUUAUACACACAUACAUAUCCACCAUGAACAACAACAACAAGAACAACAUGAAGAUGAUGAGUUCCGCGAAAGAGAGUGGCAACAGUACCACUAACAUUGUUAUAACAGAGACGAGGAAUAAGAAGGUGGAGAGGAAGGCAUCAAUGGACGUGGACAAGUGCGCCGAAGCUUUCAUCUCAAAGUUUAGAAAUCAGCUUCUUCUCCAGCGUCUCGAAUCCAUCGAAAACAUGCUCUCCCGAGGCCCUUAACACCAUUUAUCAAUAGUCAAUAUAUACACACAUGUAUUCUUUAUGUAUUACUUCUAUUUAUUUAUUUUCUUUUCUUUU